UAUCAUUUCAAAUUCAAAUAGAGAAAGAGCCGUUGAGCCUAAAGCGACAGAUGGAAGGAGGCAUAAGCAAGCUUCGAUCUGUGCUUUCAUGGGCAGAUGAAGUAGAGGAAGAAGAAGCUGCUGCAGUUCAAUCGGAUCUACAACAAAACCAGAAGCCCAACCCAUUUGGCUCUGCAAGACCCAGAGAAGUCGUCCUUCAUGAAAAAGGAAUCGACUGGAGAAAACUCGAUUCCGACCUCUAUCGACCUCCCCGGUUAAGAGACGGAUCUCCUGCUCCACAAAGAGUGUUUCUCUUCACGCCUCAGGAACAGAUCCCUUUGACAUUUGUUCCUCCUCUGAGAUAUCCGCCGAAGAUUAUCGUGGGUCGUAUCUUGGAGACUGGAGAAACUGAUCGCCUGAGCAUUUUCGCAAAUGGGUUGCAGGCUUGUCGAUGCCAAAGCCCCCCCAUGUCCGAAAAAGAAAAUAGAUUCGAUGAAUCCGUAGGUCAAAAUAGUCAGCACUCCAAGAGCUUGAGCCCCAAAAGUCAACAAGCCGAUGCGCAAGUCUGCUGCAUCUCGGAACAAGGGGGAGAAAUCUAAGAGCACAGAAGAUGGAAAUGAAAGAAUCGAAGCUUCAGGGUCUUCGAGGAGUGGACUUGUCGCGGAGACCCACAAGCGAGGUAAAAGAAGUAACGGCCUGGACGAGUCAGUUUUGCGAGUCAUUAAUGGCGGAAAAAAUGGUGAAGAUUGUAAGGGCAAACGGGAAGGUGGAUGGAAAAGAAUCGAUAGGAGAUUUGCACGUAAAUCCAUGGGGAUGGUUGGUCAGAGGAGUAGUAGAGCAAAUAAUAAUGUUCAUGUUGUUAGCAAGAUCUGGAGGGCAAUUCAGUAGGGUUUUGGUUUUCAAUUUUCCAAAUUUCUUGUUUGAACUUUUUCGUGAUGUUGAAGAUUUUUCCAAGUUCUAGCAGACAAUGAUAGAAUUCAACCCAAUUGUUUCCAA
This is a messenger RNA of Carica papaya (papaya), 975 nucleotides long. RefSeq lists its product as uncharacterized. Gene Ontology annotation, molecular function: mRNA binding; translation initiation factor activity. The record is from RefSeq and is a predicted model, not a curated record. Lineage: Eukaryota; Viridiplantae; Streptophyta; Magnoliopsida; Brassicales; Caricaceae.